This is a messenger RNA of Phycomyces blakesleeanus NRRL 1555(-), 731 nucleotides long. RefSeq lists its product as hypothetical. Gene Ontology annotation, biological process: actin filament organization; endocytosis. The record is from RefSeq and is a predicted model, not a curated record. The transcript has 5 exons. NCBI's taxonomy places the organism in Eukaryota, Fungi, Mucoromycota, Mucoromycetes, Mucorales, Phycomycetaceae. Gene Ontology annotation, molecular function: clathrin binding; phospholipid binding. Gene Ontology annotation, cellular component: endosome; clathrin vesicle coat; plasma membrane. The annotation marks the transcript as partial.
GAAUUUUACUCAUUUUUUCUCAUACUAUUUACAAGGCACCAACAAAGAAAAUCACAGCAUCUCUACUACCAAAACCAACCUCUUUUUUUAUUUUAUAUAAAUACAAAUAAUUCAACGCCAUCAUGUCAGGAAAGGGCGUAGUUCGAAGCAUUAAAAACUAUGCAAAAGGGUUUUCUGACGUACAAAUCAGAGUCCGUGAAGCUACCUCAAACGACUCUUGGGGACCUAGCGGAACUCUUAUGAAUGAGAUUGCCCAGAUGACCUACAAUCAGCACGAUUUUGUUGAAAUUAUGGACAUGAUAGACAGACGUCUCAAUGACAAGGGAAAGAAUUGGCGCCACGUCUUUAAGGCGCUACUUCUAUUAGAUUACUGUCUCCACGUGGGAUCAGAUAACGUGGUGCUGUAUGCUAAAGAGAAUGUUUAUGUCGUAAAAACCCUCAAAGAAUUCCAGCACAUUGAUGAUACUGGAAGAGACGUUGGUGCCAAUGUGCGACAAAAGGCAAAAGAAAUUUCCAACCUAUUACUAGACGAUGCCCGUCUAAGAGAAGAAAGACGCCAAAGACAGCAGAUGAGGGACAGAAUGAUUGGUGUGACUGAUUACAUGAAUGAAACCAUGUUGGGAACAAGGAACGAGGACGGAGAACAAGUAUACACUCGCCCUGGUUAUCUAGACGAUGAUAAGGAGCUCAGAAAAGCGUUAGAAGAAAGCAAACGGUUGGCAGACGCAGAG